AUGGAGACGGAGGCGGAGCGAAGAAGAGCGAGCAAGAAAACUGACGAGAAGCCCAAGAAGAAUGCGCUCCGGACCCUGGCCGAACGACAUCGCAUCGUCUAUGCCCCGGGCUCCGACAUUGGCAGCAUCACCGUGGACUCCGAGGCGAUGUACAUCUAUGUGCCCGAUCAGCAGGCAGGCUUCACCCCCAAGGACGAGCAGAGCGCGGAGAAAGACCCGGAGCAGCUUCCGGAAGCUGUGCGGCUCGUCAGAGCUCUGCAAACGUCGGAGGCGGCCCUGGACAAGGCUUCGGAGGGGCGCGCCAAGCUUCGCCUGAUUGGGGACACAGCAGUUCGUAUGGACCAGACGGAUGCCUCAGGCAAGGCUGAAGACCAGCCCCAGAGGCGACCGGCUCCAGAAGGGAACGCGCUCGAUGCAAAGCAGGAGGAUGCUUCGGGAGACGAGGAAGGCGAGGAGGAGUGCCCGGAAGAAGAUGCAGAGCAGGACGAGGAGAUGCUCGAGCGAGCGCAGCAGCGCUUCGCCCGGGGGCCGCGGUUGGAAGACCUGGUCUACGGCCGGGAACGCUUGCAGGAGCAGCACGGAGGAAGCGCUUCCUCCAAAGAUCCGGGCACGCAGGGCAGCCACGGCCCCACCGACCACGCCACCGUCCCUCUGUUUGACGAGGACGACGAGGAGGGCGGGGAGGAUGCCCUUACCUCGAGGCAGCCAGAGAGCCAGAGAAGGUUGCUGGGCAAUGUCGGCGACUCUAACGCUUUGGACACCGCCCGCAUGCCAAUUUUGCCCGGGCAGGAGAAGCCCUGGAGCGAAGAGCGGAAAGAGGAGCUGAAGGCGCGGAAGUUCAUCACAGGCGGUUGGAGCUCCGCCGAGGAAGACGACCCUGACCCUGACGAGGCGGACGGGAAGGAGAAAGAAGAGGACGAGAACGCCGAGAAUGCCGAGGAUGGCGGGAAUGCUGAGAAGCAGGAGGACGGUGGUGCCCCCGAGAACGGUCUGCUGGAGGACUUCUCAGACAGCUUUCCGAUCGGCACCUUCGUGCGAAUUCGUCUGGAGGAUGUUCCCGCUGCCUGUGUCGCAGCGAUGCGUGGAGAGAGGCCACUGAUUCUUGGUGGCUUACUACCGGGUGAGUCUCGGAUGGGCCUGGUGCAGACCAGGAUCAAGCGACAUCGAUGGCAUCCGAAGCUGCUGAAGAGCUCCGACGCCCUGCUUCUGUCGGUUGGCUGGAGGCGUUUCCAGACUGUGCCGUGCUUCUCCUUGGAAGACCGGGGAGAGAAGCGCAUGCGCUACCUGAAGUACACGUUGGAGCAUGCCCACUGCACGAUGACCAGCUAUGGACCCAUGGUUCCACCCAAUACGGGAAUCCUUGCGUUCAGGAGCUGGGAGAAGAUUGGCCACUUCCGGGUGUGUGGCACUGGUGUCGUGAUGGAGGCCGCGCCGAACUUUGAGGUGAAGAAGAAGCUUAAGCUCGUGGGUGAGCCCUACAAGAUCUUCCGGAACACGGCCUUCGUGAAGAACAUGUUCAGCUCGGAUCUGGAGGUGAACAAGUACAUGCAUGCCAAGAUCCAGACCGUGAGUGGCAUCCGCGGCGAAGUCAAGAAGGCCGAAGGUGUCAAAGGGCACUUCCGGGCUUCUUUCGAGGACAGAAUACUGAUGUCCGACCUCGUCGUCUGCAAGUGCUGGAUCACCGUGCCUUUCAAGCAGUUCUAUCAUCCCGUCAUUGACGUGCCGAACUGGCGCCCGGCGCGGCUUAUCGGUGAGCUUCGCGCCUCCCAAGGCAUGCCUGUUCCGGACAAUCAAGACAGCCACUACGGGCGGCAGCUCGUGAGACCCGAGCGCCGCUUCAACGCGGUUCAAGUGCCGCGGAGCCUCCAGGCGUCGUUGCCCUUCAAGGCCAAGACCCGCUACUUGCCAAAGAGCCGCAAGACGGGCCUGGCGAAGAAGGCUGCAAUUGUUUCCAGCGAGAGGGAGAAGGCCGUCAACGCCCUCCUUCACAGGUUAUACACCAUCCGCAAGGAGAAAGCGCGAGUUCGGCACGAAGCCAGCAGCCGCAGAAAGAAGGCAAAGGAAGUAAAGGACAAGUUCAUUCAGGACAAGCGAGAUGCUCAUCAGAAAGAGUCGCGCAAGCUUCGGUACAAGAAGGAAGGACAGAAAGUCGCGCAGAAGCGAAAGGCCAUGAUGAUGGACUGA
Molecule: messenger RNA, 2184 nt
Organism: Symbiodinium sp. CCMP2592
Lineage: Eukaryota; Dinophyceae; Suessiales; Symbiodiniaceae
Source: the annotation of a GenBank genome assembly